AUGGCCGUCGGACGCGUGCGACGUGGCCACAUGCCAACUGGUCUGAUUGGUUCGCUGAUUCGCGUACCGGACAAUUUAAGCCACGGUUCUGCCAGCGAUGUAAUCAUAGUAAUGGCAUUCAACGCGCUACAUCGCCAAUACGCGUGUCCCACAAUCACCGGGACGGUUCAUAUUCAUCCCAAACCAACGCUGACCAAAUCGAGUAAUUGCCUUCCAAUGGCUCCCUGUUCAGUCCAGACAUCAAUGAAUUGUAUGCGAGAAGUGGAUCCUACUGUUCCCGAUCGUCCAACUCGCAGAUUGAGGGUACCGCCGGAACAACGGGAACAACUGCGACGAUUAAAGAAACAAGAUAUGGAACGUCGAAGACGUGCGUGCAUUUCGGACAAAAUGAACGCGCUCCAUAUCAUGGCCAUGCGUGUGAUUGGAGUGGAACCAACCGUGCAGCACAAAUUAGAAAAAGCUGACAUUCUUGGAACCUGUUAUGCGGUACUUGAAGGAAUUGCGAAACUGGCUGACGAUGAUUCCGCUCUACGCUCGCGAUUGCACAGUUUACGCUCCAGAAUCCAAGAGAACUAUGUAUCGAGAAACAUCUCAUCACCGGACGAUACUACACGCAGCAGUACGCUUUCGGAAGAUCCGUUACUGCCAGAUGAUCUGCAAAUGGACAAGGAAAAUCAAACAACUGCACACGUGUAUGCGGCACACUGUCACUCGCAAAACACCAUGACACCAACUGAUUUACGCUGGUCUUCUCUUACCUCCACACCGCUCGCCUCGAUCCCUCCGGGGACGGGUAGUGUCAAACAAACUCUAUCCGAAUCAUCCCAUUCCGAUAGCGGGUUUCACAGCUCUCCAGACACUUCCACUUUGCCCCGAAUCACAAACCGACCGUUCCGAUCACCGCUAACUCCGUUGUCGAUUGGGUCGCAGCACAAGAAUACGCCAAAUUAUGACAAUUGCGGGACACAAUCAGUUCACAACAUGUCGGCAUUCACACCUAUUAGACCGAAACAACAAACUGCAUCUGCCCAUGUAUGGAGACCGUAUUUGGAUUAG
Messenger RNA from Echinostoma caproni, 1056 nucleotides. The record is from the annotation of a GenBank genome assembly. NCBI's taxonomy places the organism in Eukaryota, Metazoa, Platyhelminthes, Trematoda, Plagiorchiida, Echinostomatidae.